GGUCAUAACGACAUUCUCUUCUUGAAGUGUCUGCAAUGAGGCCACUGGAGAAUUGCAAAUAUUGCAUUAUUAUACAAUCUCUAUACAUUAACAUGUAGGGUUAUAGACACCAAAAAGAAUGAUUUAAGGCGUGGUUACAUUUGAUAUAAUUGUAGCUAGUUACGCUUUUUCGAUGUAACGUUAACUUAAACAGCUUGAGCUAGUGGAAAACAACAAAAACAAAUUCUACUUUGGGGGGAAAAUCUUCACAUUUAAAAAACGUUGUUGUCACGAGCUGUGUUACUAUGACCAGACAGGUUUUUUGCUUCGAUGAACAACUUGCUUGACUUGUUUUCGUUUCGUGUCUCUCUCGCCAUCCCUCCCGCCCGCCUCUUGCCUUUACGGAAGUAAGUUAACGUUAGCAAUGAGAUACAGGACUUGAGAACGAGCAAGAGAACGCGACCUUUACAAACCGCUUUUACUCUAUCUUUAAGCUGCUGUGUUGUGUUGUGUUAUAUUGUAUUUACUUAAAGACUGCCGUUUCAACUUGAUUGUUAAAAUAUCUAAAACGUCGCUGAGUAAACAACGUCAUAUUAGCUUGCCGGAGCAAAGCGAAAGUAAGAGAACACUCGUUCAUUAAUCCCGACUUUCAUAACAUGGAAGAAUACAGUGACGAAGACAUUACGGACAGACCAUCUCUUCUAGAGUCUGAUUUAACCUGUCCUGUGUGUAAAGAGAUAUUUAAAGAGCCCGUUUUGCUCUCGUGUAGCCACAGUUUUUGUCAGGAGUGCCUCGAGUCCAGCUGGAAAAACCAAGCGAAACAUCUGUGCCCGUUGUGCCGAAAAUGCUGCGACGGAGAGACGCCGAUAUACAAUCGCGCGCUGAAGAACACAUGCGCGUCCUAUAAAAAAGAAAGAAACUGGAGGGGGACAGGUAUAGAUGAGCUCAUGUGUGGUCUGCACCAGCGCCCCUUUCAGCUCUUCUGCAUCAAAGACGAGGAGCCCGUGUGCGUGGACUGCGUGACCCUUCACUCAGGUCAUGAUCUCUGUCCUGUAGAUAAAGGAGUGCCCAUCUGCAAGGAAGAACUUGGCUUGAAAAUAAAAAUACUGGAAAACAAGCAAGGGUCUUUUAAAAGAAUGAAGAAUAAAUACAAAGAAACAAUCACCUUUAUUGAGGCACAAACACAGGAGGCAGAGAAGCAAAUCAAAGAGGAGUUUCAGAGGCUCAUUCAGAUUCUUAAGAAUGAGGAGGAAUCAAGAAUAACAGCAUUGAAAGCAGAGGAAACAGAAAAUAAGAAGAUCCUGGAGGAAAAGAUUGAAAGCAUCAGUCAUGAUAUUUCUAAUCUUGGAGAGCUAAUUCAGUCAGUAAAGAGAGAGAUGGGAGCAGAGGAUUUAACAUUCUUGCAAAACUUCCAGAAACUUAAAAGACGAGCUCAGUAUACUGGUAAAGAACCACAGAAGGCCCAAGGAGUUCUCAUUAACAUGGCUUUGCAUGUUGGUGGUCUAGGAUACAAAGUUUGGGAGAGCAUGCAGUCUCAAGUCCAAUGUUUACCUGUUAUUCUGGAUCCCAACACCAUUUCUCCGUGGCUCUCCAUGUCUCCUGGCUUUUCCAGUGUGCAGGAGAGUCUAGAAAGGCAGUCUCUCCCAGACAACCCUGAAAGGUUUGACCCCUGUGUUUUUGUCCUGGGGUCAGAGGGUUUCUCCUCAGGACGCCACCGCUGGGAGGUCCACGUGGCUGACAACCCCAAAUGGAUCUUGGGAGUAUGCAGAGAGUCAGUGAUUCGGAAGAGAAAGUUCACAGUAACCACGACAGCAGGUGUAUGGACCAUUGGACUGAGUAAAGGGAUCUAUAAUGCUCUGACCACUCCACGUACUUUGAUUCAUAUAGAAAGAAGGCCGGAAACCAUUAGGAUAAAGCUCAAUAUGGAAAAGGGAGAAGUGUCAUUCUGGGAUACAGGUAACAACAAGCACCUGUGCACGUAUACUGAUAAGUUUAAUGGAAAGCUGUUCCCUAUAUUUGGCCCUGGUCUACACAGCACACCCAUGACUAUCAUGCCAUCUAAAGUGACCAUACAUAAACAAUAAGUAAACAUGGUUUGUGAUUUAAACCGUUGUUUAGGCAUUUUUGUUGUAGGCCUAUUAUUCUUUUUUGUAAUUUUCAUAAAAUAUUGAUCUGAAUGAAAAUGGAAAUACUAUAUUAAGAGCAUGAACAGUACCAACUUGUCCAUGCAGUGUAUUUAGACUUAUAUCGAUUAUUGUGAGUAUAGAAAAAUUUGAAUGGCAUCUGUGAAUCUGUUACAUACGUGGAUAUCAUUUUAAUACUAGUGUUGUAUUUUGGCAGUCAAUAUAUCUUUGAAAAGAUCUAAAGUAUUGCAUUGACAAUCAUGUGACAUUAAUAACAAUCACAAAUAAUUUUGAUAUCAUUAUCACACAGUUGCAACCAGUAUUUGUAAAUUGGGUAAUAAUAUGGACUAAUCUUCAUUUAUUUGUUUGCUUUGACAAUAAAGUACCUGAAAGAUCAGA
Messenger RNA from Triplophysa dalaica, 2501 nucleotides. RefSeq names its product tripartite motif containing 35-28 (gene trim35-28). The coding region runs from base 636 to 2063 and encodes 475 amino acids. The transcript has 6 exons. The record is from RefSeq and is a predicted model, not a curated record. Gene Ontology annotation, molecular function: zinc ion binding; protein binding. NCBI's taxonomy places the organism in Eukaryota, Metazoa, Chordata, Actinopteri, Cypriniformes, Nemacheilidae.